Closterium sp. Yama58-4 is the source of this 669-nucleotide messenger RNA. Lineage: Eukaryota; Viridiplantae; Streptophyta; Zygnematophyceae; Desmidiales; Closteriaceae. The record is from the annotation of a GenBank genome assembly.
AUGGGCAGGGGAGGCGGGAUAGGUAGCAGGGAGGGAGGCAGCAGAGACGGGGAGGGGCUGGACGAUGCAACGGGGGGCGGAGGCAGGGCGUGCACGGGAGGUGACGGGGGAGGGGCGGAUGCACGGGGAGGGCGCAGCGGGGCGGCGUUAGGAGGGGCCGGUUCGGUCGGUGAGCGGCGUGCGUACGAUCGUGCGGCGGCGGAGGCGGUUGGAGCAGAGGCGGUCGGAAUGCGCGGCCGCACCGGCGUCCACGAUUCAGUAGGUGGCAGUACGGAGGCACACCCGCGAGCAGAAGGCGCGGCGACGGCGGGCGCGGGAGGGCGAUGGUGCAGCAGCCCCGUGGCGAUGGAGUGGGCGCAGCCAACGUGGGAACGUGGCCAGUCGAGUGGAGGGAGGGGCGAGGCACAUGGGGGCGGUGCGGAUGGGGGCGAGGCAGGAUGGCGCGGUGCGGAGGGCGGUGAGGCAGAGGGGGGCGGGUGCGAGGCGCCUCCGGCGGAGGGGGGUGCGGCUUCGGAGGGCACUCACGGGGUGGGUGCAUGCGGCGAGGGAGAGGGUUUAGGUCGCCCGAACGCCAUACCCCCGUUCUCCCACCGUCCUUCCGCCGUCCAUCCCGGUCCUCCGCCUGCCCCCUGCCCUCCGCCUUACCACCUGUGUCAGUGCGUUGCUUGA